Messenger RNA from Erinaceus europaeus (western European hedgehog), 787 nucleotides. It is a transcript of the gene ISOC2, whose product is annotated as isochorismatase domain containing 2. The record is from RefSeq and is a predicted model, not a curated record. The coding region runs from base 113 to 727 and encodes 204 amino acids. Gene Ontology annotation, cellular component: cytoplasm. NCBI's taxonomy places the organism in Eukaryota, Metazoa, Chordata, Mammalia, Eulipotyphla, Erinaceidae. The transcript is spliced from 6 exons.
GAGCGACGAUUGGCUGCGGCGGGGGGCGGGGCGGACCACGUGGCCGGGAAACGCCCAGGAGCCGGGAAGCGCCGGGAGCUCGGGGCGGCGGAAGUCGGGGCUCCCACAGGCCAUGGCGGCAGUGAGGCCCGGCCUGGGCCGCCUCCACCCUGGAUCCACCAUCCUGUUCCUGUGUGACAUGCAGGAGAAGUUCCGCCACGUGGCCUACUUCCCCCAGAUUGUCUCUGUGGCCGCCCGCAUGCUCAAGGUGGCCCGUCUGCUGGACAUGCCUGUUGUGGUGACGGAACAAUACCCCCAGGGCCUGGGCCCCACGGUGCCUGAGCUAGGGGCUGAGGGCCUGCGAGCUGUGCCCAAGACCUGCUUUAGCAUGGUACCCGCCGUGCGGCAGGAGCUGGACUCGAGGCCCCAGCUAUGCUCUGUGCUCCUCUGUGGCCUGGAGACUCAGGCUUGCAUCCUGAACACAGCCCUGGACCUGCUGGAGAGGGGCCUGCAGGUGCACGUGGUGGUGGACGCCUGCUCCUCACGCAGCCAGGUGGACCGGCUGGUGGCCAUGUCCCGUAUGCGGCAGAGCGGUGCCUUCCUGUCCACCAGCGAGGGGCUCAUCCUGCAGCUCGUGGGGGAUGCCGCACACCCCCAGUUCAAGGAGAUCCAGAAGAUCAUUAAGCAGCCCACCCCAGACAGCGGGCUGCUGGGCUUCUUCCAAGGCCAGAACCCCCUCUUGCGCUAACCUGGGGCGCCCGCCGGCAGGAGGCGCCCCCUUCCCGGGAUCCCAGGAGCGGUGCAGUCC